CCCAAAUCCCAGCAUAGUAGAGGUAGUAACCGUAACAGGGGUAAAGGGAAAGACUAAACAUCGAAAAUACAGUUCGAGAAAGUAUAAGUUAUUGAGACAAAGACAUAUAUGGCCUGUUAGCGGGAUAUAGACUGGAUUAAAGCAUGCUCAAUGCAUGAUUGCUUUGGUGCACGCUGAUUGGCUAAUUCUUAUCCAAUCAGCACUAGUCGAUAGUUGGAGAAUACUCUGGAAUCUUCUUAUGUAAAAACUAUAAAUAUACUGACAUUUUCUCUAUUGUGCUUCUGACGUGCUUCUUACUUCCAUCUAACCUUGUUAUUUGGAAUAUAAUCUCUUCCUGUUCAACCGUGUUUUGAUUUGGGGACUUGUCGAGUGAAUCGGUGUCCGAGAAUACUAAGCAAUAGGAAUAGCUGGGUCAUAACCGUAAGAAAGAGAGAUUUAUAACAGUGGCGACGGGGAAAAAGGAAAACAAAUUCAAGAUGCCCAUAUCAGAUGACCAGCUUAACCGAAUACUACAACAACAGCAAGCACAACUUGAUGCACAAAUGCGGUUGUUGGAGACUCUGACUCAACAGCUUAACAUCCACUGCUCGAAUUCACAUGCUAUUUCAAGUACGUCUUGUGAUGCAGUCGCUAGUAGCAUCCCAGAAUUCAUCUAUGAUCCCGAAAGUGGAAAUACUUUUCUCACGUGGUUCAAACGUUGGGAAGAUACAUUUAGAACAGAAUUCUGUAACCAAGACGAUGCGUGGAAGACCCGAUUGUUGGUACGUAAGUUGGGAAGCAAUGAACAUGCACGUUUUGCUGACCAUAUAUUGCCAAAGUUACCUCGAGAGCUCAGUUUCGAGGAGACGGUAUUUCAGUUGUCAGAGAUAUUCGGCGAGUCAUCCUCGUUGUUUAGUAUUCGAUAUCGGUGUCUAAAUUUGGUGAAACGCGAAGCCGAUGAAUAUGGUGUUCUAGCAGACAUCGUCAACAGAGAAUGUGAACGUUUCAAGUUACGCUCGUUGACUGAUGACCAAUUUAAAUGCUUAAUAUUCAUCAAAGCUCUUCAGUCACCACAAGAUGCUGAGAUCAGGACUAGACUUUUAGCUCGACUGGAUCAAGACCCAAACGUCACACUCAGAACAUUGACAGAUGAGUGUAAGCGUCUACAAAGCAUCAGACAUGACAACGAGUUGAUUGAACAGGUAAAUCCUAAUUUAACCUGCGGUAGUGUAAAUACUAUUACUAGGUUAAAAGUUCAGAAGCCUUUAACAACUCGUAACAAACCAAGGACUGCAUGCUGGUUAUGCGGUGAUUGGCAUUAUGCACGAUUCUGUCCAUUCAAGAAGCAUAAAUGUCAGGAGUGCAACAAACAUGGACAUAAAGAAGGUCACUGUCCACCGAAGCGUACGUCUCAGCCUAAGAAGAAGCAUAAACGUCCUCGACAUGUGAAAUCAGCCGAGUCUAAAUCUCUUUCUCUGGUAGCUGCCUUUCAAACAAACUAUGACAUUCAGAGAAAGUAUGUGACCAUCCAGAUCAACGGCAUAUCAGCUCGUCUUCAAAUUGACACGGCAUCAGAUAUCACGUUAGUCUCUAGAGAAACGUAUAACUUGCUGGGUAACCCGCCAAUGAAGCCAUCUAAGAAAACGGCUAAAAACGCAUCAGGUGGUGUGCUAAAACUGGUUGGUGAAUUACAGUGUGAAUUUUCCUUCAAUGGAACUAACUGUACAGGAAUAUGUUACCUAAAAGAACGGUCAAACCUUGAUCUUCUUGGUCUAGAUAUGUUAGACAAACUUGGAAUAAUGGAUGUACCAAUUAACAGUGUCUGUAACGUAUCGCGUUCAUCAUUGGACACCCCAUUACUUCCAAAGAAGACAGGUGAUAGGUUACUAGGAAAACCGAAAACAAAAAUACGAACACAUUUCGAUGUCAUCCGUCCUACGCCAGCUAUUGAACCCCAACGAAACCUAUCGAUGGAGAAUCAGUUCAACCGACAUCAUGGGGCACAAAGACGAUUGGUUCACGGUGGGACAAAAAGUGCUUGCUAUGGACUAUCGUGGGAAACACCCUACAUGGACAGCCGGUCGGAUCUUGAAAAAGAAGGGGAGUGUGGUUUACGAGGUGUCAGUUGGCUCGGAAGUUUGGGUACGUCAUGUUAACCAAUUGAAAGCAACCUCGAUAGCCAGCAACAAGAUUCAAUAUCGAUUACCUCUUGAUGUUCUGCUAGACACCUUUGAAAUCAAAACGCCGGGAAUAGACACAUCAGUUUCUGUGCAAGAAAAGAGUGAUACUUCUCUAUUGCCUAGACGAUGGACUAAUCGAAAGCACAGGCCAGUCACUCGGUUGCAGUUGGACCCUAGCACCAGAUCCUACGAAUCUGCUCAAAGGGGAGGUGUUAGCGGGAUAUAGACUGGAUUAAAGCAUGCUCAAUGCAUGAUUGCUUUGGUGCACGCUGAUUGGCUAAUUCUUAUCCAAUCAGCACUAGUCGAUAGUUGGAGAAUACUCUGGAAUCUUCUUAUGUAAAAACUAUAAAUAUACUGACAUUUUCUCUAUUGUGCUUCUGACGUGCUUCUUACUUCCAUCUAACCUUGUUAUUUGGAAUAUAAUCUCUUCCUGUUCAACCGUGUUUUGAUUUGGGGACUUGUCGAGUGAAUCGGUGUCCGAGAAUACUAAGCAAUAGGAAUAGCUGGGUCAUAACCGUAAGAAAGAGAGAUUUAUAACAGUGGCGACGGGGAAAAAGGAAAACAAAUUCAAGAUGCCCAUAUCAGAUGACCAGCUUAACCGAAUACUACAACAACAGCAAGCACAACUUGAUGCACAAAUGCGGUUGUUGGAGACUCUGACUCAACAGCUUAACAUCCACUGCUCGAAUUCACAUGCUAUUUCAAGUACGUCUUGUGAUGCAGUCGCUAGUAGCAUCCCAGAAUUCAUCUAUGAUCCCGAAAGUGGAAAUACUUUUCUCACGUGGUUCAAACGUUGGGAAGAUACAUUUAGAACAGAAUUCUGUAACCAAGACGAUGCGUGGAAGACCCGAUUGUUGGUACGUAAGUUGGGAAGCAAUGAACAUGCACGUUUUGCUGACCAUAUAUUGCCAAAGUUACCUCGAGAGCUCAGUUUCGAGGAGACGGUAUUUCAGUUGUCAGAGAUAUUCGGCGAGUCAUCCUCGUUGUUUAGUAUUCGAUAUCGGUGUCUAAAUUUGGUGAAACGCGAAGCCGAUGAAUAUGGUGUUCUAGCAGACAUCGUCAACAGAGAAUGUGAACGUUUCAAGUUACGCUCGUUGACUGAUGACCAAUUUAAAUGCUUAAUAUUCAUCAAAGCUCUUCAGUCACCACAAGAUGCUGAGAUCAGGACUAGACUUUUAGCUCGACUGGAUCAAGACCCAAACGUCACACUCAGAACAUUGACAGAUGAGUGUAAGCGUCUACAAAGCAUCAGACAUGACAACGAGUUGAUUGAACAGGUAAAUCCUAAUUUAACCUGCGGUAGUGUAAAUACUAUUACUAGGUUAAAAGUUCAGAAGCCUUUAACAACUCGUAACAAACCAAGGACUGCAUGCUGGUUAUGCGGUGAUUGGCAUUAUGCACGAUUCUGUCCAUUCAAGAAGCAUAAAUGUCAGGAGUGCAACAAACGUGGACAUAAAGAAGGUCACUGUCCACCGAAGCGUACGUCUCAGCCUAAGAAGAAGCAUAAACGUCCUCGACAUGUGAAAUCAGCCGAGUCUAAAUCUCUUUCUCUGGUAGCUGCCUUUCAAACAAACUAUGACAUUCAGAGAAAGUAUGUGACCAUCCAGAUCAACGGCAUAUCAGCUCGUCUUCAAAUUGACACGGCAUCAGAUAUCACGUUAGUCUCUAGAGAAACGUAUAACUUGCUGGGUAAACCGCCAAUGAAGCCAUCUAAGAAAACGGGGACUUGUCGAGUGAAUCGGUGUCCGAGAUUACUAAGCAAUAGGAAUAGCUGGGUCAUAACCGUAGGAAAGAGAGAUUUAUAACAUGGCCGAAUACUAGUAAUCCACAAAUAUCCUCUACUCCUAAUGGCCAUGCUUUACACCCAGUGAACAGAGUGAGCUGCUGAACAGGAAACUCGUCCUUUGAUAGGCAGACGGAUAUUUCCUCUACGCUGAAAGCGACACAAGUUGCCAAAAGUCAAUCGAGCCUUCUGAAUCCGUCCCGAGAUUUCGUCAGACACCAGUCCAUUAGUACUGAAGAGACUCAGGAUAAGUAGUCGAUGCGUCCAACUACUUCGCUGCUUACCAUUAAUUAAGGUGAUGACACAAGCAAAACCCGAAGCAACAUUUUACAUUUGCAGGGAGAGAACCACAUCCCAAACAUGCUUGCAAUGUUACUUAAUGUGAUUAGAAGACUGCACUUCGUCAGCGUCUUCAACAAUCAGAACUAUAUCAUUUGCGUAUUCUAAGUCAACAAGCGAAUUUCCUGGUAGAUGGCCAAUGCCUGAAAAGUCAAACGAUGAAAGUGUUAUCUAUAAAAGCAUGUCUAUGGAAAAGUUAAAUAAAAAUGGUGAAAGUGAACAACCUUGAAGUAACCAAUUACGACGACAGUUUCUCAUCAGCUAUCACUCGAUCAGUAGUGUUCGAGUAGAGAGACUGUAAAAGGUUCAUGUACUUCUUUGGGAUACCUCUCAAUGGCAGACACUGUCACAGAACUUCACAAUUAACGGAGUCGAACGCCACCUUAAGGUCAAGGAGUACAACUAUAGUCAGACGUCUAUGAUCCAGGGCCCGUCAAAGGGUGAAUAUUUGGCCUAUACAUUCACGUCUAGGUCUGAAACCUGCCUGGUCUUCUCGGAUUUGCUCUUCACGGGAUCUGGUCAGACGUCGAAGUAUUAUUGAGAGUAAUAUCUUAGACACAAUAUUAGUUAAACUAAUUCUUCUGUGAUUUUCACAAGAGGAUUUCUGCUCUUUCCUAUAGACUGGGACGAUCAGUGAUCGAGAACAGUCAGAUGGAACUACAUUCAGUUCCCAGAUUUUAGUCACUGUCAGGGAAGUCCUACUCAUUACCUUCUCGUGGUGGGGGUGUUGUUUACGAAGUUGAGAGGACGAAAGGCGAAUGUCCGGCACUCUAACCGAGUUGGUUGGUGGAUAUGGAGGAUUCACCUAGAGGAGUUGGAAAACCCUGAUUUUAAACCAAUGGUGCAAAAGGGCCACAGAAUCCUGAGGGGACAAAUGGCGUAUGAAUCAAUUAUUGGUCAUCGGCUACCAUGGGACUGCAUCUCUUUACGUUGCUUUACUGCCUUGUGGAUCAGUCAGUCAGCUACAACGUAGGACCAGGCACAUAUGUGCAUCGGUCCAGGUUGCCAUACCGCAUCAGCACAACAAGAUGAACACCGGAUUCACAGCAGUGGUUAGGUCAAAGGUGGUAAUAUAUAAGAGAAAGAUUGCAUAUAGAGAUAUAGUACAAGAAGAAAGGAUUGGUUCGUAGAAAGAAAGAUAUGAAGUGAUUUUAAUCUCUUAGUUUAAGGGAAGACAGAGAGUGUAUACACCGACGCCAUUGUGAUCGAUUCUGAGCCAUGUCACCAAGAGUCUCCAACCAUUGGUUACGAUAGUCACGCGGACCCCAACCAAGUAGUCUGCAUCUACCAACAUGGCUCAGACUACAAGUUAGUGACUUCAAACACUGAUGCCACAUCUUGGUUUGGCCGCCCCUAACUUUCUUCCAACCACCUCCAAUACCGGAUAGCAUUGCACGUCGUGGUAGUCGGUGUUCAGGCAUACGUAACACGUGGCCCAACCAUCUCAGUCGAUGAAGAUUCAUAACCUCAUCAACUGAUUUACCAUCAUUCCCUAAUACCCUGCGUCUAAUCAGACAUUUAUGUCGAAAACUCCAGGUGUGGUCACCUAAGGAAACCACCUGUUUCGGUCUGGACACACGGGUAGUAUCACAGCCUACACACAAAUCAAGUGACUUGUGUAUUCGGUACCCCUUUGUACCAAUGUUUAUGUUCAAAUAAAUAAAUAAGACCUCAGUUAAUGUAACUGCUAAAACUGGACUAACAUCCUUGAGGCCAGUUGAACUUUUUCAUAAAGGCUUUUGUCCAUCGGUUCAAUCUCUUGAAUUGAGGGAAUAACAGUCCCAUCUUUUUUCGAAAUAGUUUCACUAACAGCCGGGUUUUUAGUAACCGUUACCUUGAUAAGUCUGAACAGAUGUCUAUUGUUACCUAUCGCUGCUCACGAUUAUUACGUAGACUCUUUAUCAGCCUACGUUUAAGCUGCCUCCGCUUCUCAUUGUGUUCAGAGCCAGACGAGAUAGGUUUCCGAGCAUCUAUCAGUGCUAUAGAGGCCGCUGAAACCCACUGAUUUUUCUUAACCUUUUGGUUUAAGUUACUAGCAUAUAUCACUGCUAUUUCUACAGCUUUUUACGUAUCAUACCAAACUACCUCGGAAUGAAUGUCACUUUCACCUGAAAUAUAUUCUUAACUUGUUAACUAUCAAGUUGGACUCUAAGGGGUUUAUUGAUGUGGCUGCUCCACGUCAAGGACUCAAACAAAUACGUGCUUAAACUAGAGCAUGAUUCGCGUCUAAACAUUUGCUCCAGAAUGAGCAACAGUCUUCAAUUGAGCUCCUCCAACAAUGGCUAAUGACAAUAUGAUCUAUUUGAGUCCGUCGAUGAGUUGAUUGUGAUCUUCACACCGGACGAUGUUUUUCCUUAUGUUCGAAUUUAAUGUUCGCCAAAAAUAGACGGUCAUUUGGGUACAGUUGCAACAGACGGUCGCCACUAUGUUCGUUGAGUCGCAACACUAUAAGAUCUGCCUAAGUACCGUUUGGUUUGGUUUAAUUUACCUACUUGGGCAUUCAAAUCACCAGCCACUAUGACGACAUCCGAGCCUUUAACUUUUUAAAGUCGGUUAGAUAGCUGUCUAUAAAAUCCAUAACUAACUUUAUUUGAGCUUAAUUCAGUUGGAGCAUGGGCAUACAACGAAAAGGCAACGGCGUUUGUCUCUAUCUUUUCGGAUUCUUACUGGUUCGUUCGAACAGAGCAUAAGAGAUUGUUUAUUGGAAUCCAGUCUAACAGAGCCUGUUCUGUUUUCGAACUCAGUACUAUACCUACAUCAACGAGACCACGGAAAGUAGUAGUGGGGUCUCCAGAUACUCGACGGGUAAAUUUUGCCGGUUCUUUAUACUGAGAAAAUGAGGUCAAAUGAAUGGCUGUACUUGGAUACUGUAUGCGUUUCGGAGACGCAGCACACGUCAAUGACGCGAGAUCCCAAAGUCCUUGUUAAAGAGGCCUUUCGUUCUAUCUGACACAAGGCUAGAACAUUGAAAGCUCCAACAUGUAGUUUAGAGCGUGGUUUCAGAUCGCGAGUAACAUUUCGUGAACUCAAGUCAUUAGUGGUGCGUGGUGAUAAAGAUAUACGAGGAGGGUUGACCACAAUGAUGGAAGAAUUCCUAAAAGGUGAGAGAUUUGGUCAUCAUUAAGAUGAUCUCGAGUGAUGAUAUAGGUAUGAGGUGGGUUGUCAUUUUCUGACUGCCUACAUCAUUAAGGGACACUUGUUCUUGAACGUACUGAGAAAGAAGCUGAAUUAAUGGUGGUCUUAACGACCUGAGAGCGUAACUGAAGAGCCCAAGGGACAACUGCUUGAGACCGGUCGAUCAAGGCCUUUAAUAGAAAGUUUCUGAUCCGUUAGCUCCGCACUUUAAAAGACCUUACCACUAGAGACGGGUAUUCGUAGGGCAAGGCGAGGUGUGACAUUUCAAUCGACCUUUUCUAACUUCUUACUUCUGUUGCGAGAAGGCAACAUUGCUACAUAUGUUGGUUGUCAGAGAGAAACACCUUACUGCUGUCACACACCUUUACAAUCAGAAGUACUUCACAUAAUUAAUGGAUGAUACUUCAAAUUCCAAAAUAAAACCUAAGUGGUGAUUAGCCUCAAGCGAUGCAGUGCCUGAGUGUGCACCCAAAACCUUUGGAUAUACUGGGUUUGAUAGUUUCGAGGACCAACUUGUGAAAGUCAUAACACCCUUGAUAAACAAAUACAUGAAAUGAAAAGUCUUCCUAUAUUCGGUUAUGAACUUCCUUGAACCAUGCAAAGGUCGCACUUUCUAAGCUUUCGACAGAAAUUCAUAGAUUAACGAGUGAAAAUCGAAAAGCUUAUGGUUUAGGCGCAUGGUAAAAGUCUCCUCUGGGCUAAAGAGUUUUGAAAUACAGAGCAGUGAUUAAAUUUGUCAGUAAUACUGAACAAAAGUCAUCUAAAUUUCCACAUCAGAGACUAGCUACUACUGGCCUGGCUGAAGAUCUUCAGAUAGUUUUGAGAGGUAGCGAAAUUAUAGCACACGUAAAUUUUUCUAAGUUAGAUUCUAUGCACGACAAAUAUUGAUUAAAAUAACGCUGUGAACAGUAAUCAAAUAAAACGGCAAUGAACUAAAGAUAGGGUUUUGUUAAAUCAGCUGGGCUACUCUGGUAACAGUCUGGGGAAAUUGCAGCUUAUAUAGUACAGAAGGAUCAGCAGGGAUGUGAUCACAAUAGCAAUAAUCCUUUGCCUUAACAUGCCAAUUAGGACUCAGUACUAAACAACACGUAAUAUGAAAUAACUUUGUACCAGAACAGGCACGAAGACCCAUGUGAACCUUUUCGUAGUUAAAAUUCCUAAACCGAGGAAUUUUCUACUCGAAGUAACAGUUAUGAUGCCUUGAUGUCAAUAUUCCAAAAAAGACUUGGCCAUUAAUUGGUUCUGUAGGUAGAGGAAGAUUAUUCCCAGUGUUAAUGUUUAAUCAUUAGAUGAGACUAUAAUUUAUGGACGAACCAAUCAUGUUUACGAUAAGGUCUAAGAUUUUGGCGCGAAAUCCAUUCACGCACUUGACUAAUUAGUUUUGGCAUGAUAGCUGAUGUCAACUCAUGGUAAAAACCCUAAAUCUAAUUCCUAACCCUAACCAUCAACUGUUAAUCAUAAUCCUUAUUCUUUAAACUGCUUUAUAAUUCUCAUUUAGCCCUAGUAAGUACGUAGACACUCUCAAGGUCACUAUGGCUUCGCUCAAAAGUCGUCCAUGAACCAGUCACACUGAUCGUUACUCUUAGGAUUAACUUUUUCCAGCUUUGGUCC
Messenger RNA from Schistosoma haematobium, 9027 nucleotides. RefSeq lists its product as uncharacterized. Lineage: Eukaryota; Metazoa; Platyhelminthes; Trematoda; Strigeidida; Schistosomatidae. The record is from RefSeq and is a predicted model, not a curated record. The coding region runs from base 477 to 2135 and encodes 552 amino acids. The transcript is spliced from 3 exons.